Molecule: messenger RNA, 1552 nt
Organism: Ceratina calcarata
Lineage: Eukaryota; Metazoa; Arthropoda; Insecta; Hymenoptera; Apidae
Gene: Catsup
Product: zinc transporter catecholamines up
Exons: 3
Coding region: 100-1299 (399 amino acids)
Biological process (GO): intracellular zinc ion homeostasis; zinc ion transmembrane transport
Cellular component (GO): membrane
Molecular function (GO): zinc ion transmembrane transporter activity
Source: RefSeq, a predicted model, not a curated record
UAUACUUCUGUGCUACGGAUGCAAGAUAUACCGGAAACAGUACGUGAACAUAGUACGUGAAACAAUCGUGUCUUGAUAAACCUGUGUAGAAUUGCAGAAAUGAGCACGAUGAACGAGGAUAGUCGUCGAAACAGGAACAAAUGGAUUUUACGACUUGCAAUCGGCGUGUUUUUGUUACUUAUACUUUUUGACCUGCCGGCUCUUUGCCAGGCUCACACUCACGAGAAAUAUCCAAGUUUCAAAUAUUCGAAAGAAGCCAACGAAGUGUAUUCGGAGAAGCAACAUUCCUCGCAUCACCAGGAAAUUUUACAUCAACAUAAACACGAGACUGAUGACCAUGAUCAUCAACAGUCUGAUCGAACUUAUAACGAAGUGAUUUUUCGAGCCACCGCGUCCACUUUACUUAUAUCAGCAGCUCCUUUUCUGAUCUUGUUCUUUGUACCUUUAGAUAACACUAAAGAACGUGAACCGUUUCUAAAAAUAUUGUUAAGUUUUGCAUCCGGUGGUUUAUUAGGAGAUGCAUUCUUGCAUUUAAUUCCUCAUGCUCUGGUUCCUCAUGCACACGAAUCCUCUGAAGGUGUACACCGACAUGAACAUUCUCAUAGCCAUGACGAGGAGGAAUCAGCACAUGGACAUGACAUGUCUGUUGGUUUAUGUGUAUUAUUAGGUAUUGUUGUGUUUUUAAUGGUUGAGAAAGCAGUGAGAAUCAUAAAGACUGAUCAUACUCACUUACAUGUACAUAGUGUCACAGAAAAUGUAUCUAAAGAGAUAAAAAAGAAUGAAAACAAAGUGCAAGAGAGUUCUGAUAAAUCUGCUUCUAAGAAAACUGAAAUAAAAGAUCCUGAGAAUGAAAUAAAAAUUGCUGGCUAUUUAAACUUAGUUGCAGACUUUUUACAUAAUUUCACAGAUGGUCUUGCUAUUGGCGCUAGCUAUUUAGCUGGCAAGAAUGUCGGCUACAUCACCACAUUCACGAUCUUGUUACACGAAGUACCUCAUGAAAUAGGGGACUUUGCCAUUUUAAUACAAAGUGGUUACAGUAAAAGAAAAGCUAUGAUGCUUCAACUUACUACUGCUGUAGGUGCUUUAUUAGGAACUUAUGUAUCACUACUUGCAGAAGGCAUGGGUGAUUUGGCAACUAAGUGGAUUCUUCCAUUCACAGCUGGUGGAUUUAUUUAUAUAGCCACAGUUUCUGUAAUACCAGAACUUUUAAUUGAUACCAAUUUCAAACAGUCCUUAAAGGAAAUUAUUGCACUUCUCUUAGGUGUAUAUAUGAUGGUACUGAUAGCCGAAUAUGAAUAGUUUUGUAUCAUAACUUUUUAUGGCAACAUAUUGUGAUCAGUUAAUGAGAACUUAUUUUGACUGCUGUAAUAAGAAUUUCGUAUUAGAACUCAUAUUUUUACAUUAUAAGUAUUUGAUGAAUGCUAGUGAUUAUUCUAAUUUACAUGGAUACCAGUGAAAAUGGAGUUAUCAUCGUAAAUGUUAGGAAAAUAAGAGAGAAUAUUUAAAGAACGAAGAAAAUCAAUACGAAAUAAAUCAUAAAACAAAAUAAAGA